AUGGUUUCAAAAAUCAUAGACGGUAUUCUAAGGUUGCAGCAAAAAUUGUUUUUAUCACUGGAUUCCAGCCACGAUGACGUACGACCAAAUGUACUCGAAGAUUUGCUUGAUAAUUUGAAUGAAUUGAUAGUAAAAUCAUGUAAAACAAAAACAUACAGAGACUUUAACACAUAUUUUUCACGCACCGACCAAAAUGAGGUGGGUACCUUGGAAUACAAUACGUUCACAGAGGAAGACUACAAACACGCUCACAAAUUCCUUAAAGAAUCAAGCAUAUUAAAAAAUAAGUUGUACAAUAAACUUAAAUCAGAUAAUAAUAGAGUAAAUCCAGAUGAAGAGGAGCUAAAUGCUAGUUUAAAGUUAAUGAAGAUUAACAACAAUGAGUUUAAAAGCAGGAUUCUUAGAGCAUCGGAAAGGGUUUCACUGGCAAUGGAUAUCGGAGGAACAUUUAUUAAGAUUAUGUUCAAGUUUAAACCAGAAUCUAAAGAAUACUACGAAUACGUAAAGAGUGUGUACACAGGGUACCUGGACUGCCUGUCGUUCAUUCAGCAGUUUAAGUACGAAAAGCAGAUAGCCACACCAAGAAAUUAUCGCAACGAGAGCCUAUCGCAAAUGUUGGAGUUCAUGCUGUCAAUUUUCCAAAGCUUCGAAGUCGAGGACGGAAUAUUGACGUUCAAGUACGUGCCUCUGUCAGACUUGGAUCUGGUAGUGUCAACAAUAAAGGAAAAAAACUUACACGACGAUGGGAAAUCAAUAAAUUUGACGGGAGGGGGAGCCUAUAAGCACUUUGAAAUGUUAACGAGGGAGUUUAAGAACGUAAAGAAGGCCACUGAAGUUAUAUGUAUAGUCGAGGGAAUCGACUUCAUACAAAACAUCCCGAAUUCAAUAAUAGACUACGACUUAGACCACAGAAUCCCACGCAUUAUAACAAUGGAGCCACUGUAUCCAUACAUCAUAGCCAGCUCAGGGUCAGGGAUGUUUAUGGUAAAGGUAUCCUCUCCAUCUGAAUAUAAUCAUCUAAAUGGAAGCGCAAUCUCAGGAGGGACUGGCUUUGGACUCGUAAAUUACCUGCUGCCAUUGAAUAAGCCCAGAGAAUUUAUCAAACACCUAAGAAGAGGAAAUAAUAAACUGGAUUCAUUUACAGAGUAUCCCAUGGACUCAUUCAGGACAGUAAAUAAAUCUGAGCCAUAUGGGCUAUCAACAAGUUUAGGGGAAUUAGAAGUAGAUUUUGAUGACAGUUCUAAAACCAAGGACGAGGAGGUGACAGCUGAGGACUUGAAUAAAUCGGUCAUAGACAUGAUAUCGUACAACACAGGGGUGCUGGCGUACGUGGUCGCCAAAGCAUACGGCGUGAAAAGAUUAAUAUCCACAGGAAAUUACAUAUGCAGCCAUACAAUGGACUCAAUAGCAGCUGGGUUCGCAUAUCACUCGGAUGUGUACGACGAUAGGUCGAUACAACUCUGUUUCCCGUUCCACGGAGCAUAUAUACCAACAAUAGGAUGCUUCAUUAAGGAAUAUUGA
Molecule: messenger RNA, 1521 nt
Organism: Theileria orientalis strain Shintoku
Lineage: Eukaryota; Apicomplexa; Aconoidasida; Piroplasmida; Theileriidae
Exons: 8
Coding region: 1-1521 (506 amino acids)
Biological process (GO): coenzyme A biosynthetic process
Cellular component (GO): cytosol; nucleus
Molecular function (GO): pantothenate kinase activity; ATP binding
Source: RefSeq, a predicted model, not a curated record